Molecule: messenger RNA, 5986 nt
Organism: Chrysemys picta bellii (western painted turtle)
Lineage: Eukaryota; Metazoa; Chordata; Testudines; Emydidae
Gene: FAM114A1
Product: family with sequence similarity 114 member A1
Source: RefSeq, a predicted model, not a curated record
UGAGCUAGCGCGAGUAUGUGUAUGGGAGCUGGGAAUCACAUCGCUAGCUCAAAAUGUAGACCUGGCCUUUGAGUGAACACUUGGGACUAGACUUAGUUUUAAAAAAAUUCUGGCUGGUGCACUGUGUAUGUCUAUGCAAAGUCUUGGGAGUCAUAUGAAGGUGUGGUGCUCUCGUGAUUUUAUUAAAAUCAAAUCCUUUGUGAUUAACUUUGAGAGGAGGGUUUCUGAUAUUUUUGCUGGUAGAUAAAACAAGACAAUCCUACAUUUGCUUGGUUCAAUACUUUUACUAAAUGAUUUCUUUUCUUCUCUAGCCCCGGCCUCUCCCUCCAUGCCUAGUCUCACAUCUCAAACUGUCUCUUUGACACUGCUCUCUGGAUAUCUUGGUGCCAUCUCAAACUCAACAUGGCAAAAUUUGAACUAACUAUUCAUCUUCCCUCCCUUAUCCAUUGUUACCAUUGUCCUUUCCAUAUUCCUUGUGAUCCAGGCUCAAAACUUAAACAUUACAUUUCACUCUCUUCUUCCCUCUCCUCCCCUAUAUCCCAGCUUUUGCCUAAUCCUGUUGCUUCUUCCAUUUUACCUCUCCAAUAUCCAUCCACAUCUUGCCUUGUUCCUUUCAGUGUGUAUAAAAUGCUACCUCUACAGUCAUUUUCCUUUGAACUUUUUUGCAUGAUGCACUAGCAUAGGAUUGCAGAAAAUUGCAGGCAGCAUCCAGGAAGCAUAGAUGGCAGGGUUUCCUUUGUGCAAAACUGGUGAGGGUGAUGUUCCCUUUCAAUGAUUGUCCAGCCCAUUCGAAGCAUGCCAUGAAUAGCUUCGCUUUAAUGUCAAAGAUUCUGGGAACAUAGGAAGAUUUCCAUUGACCACCCCCCAAGGGCUGCAGUGAGGGUCACAGAGUCAGUGAGGUUGUAGCUACCUACGAUUUGCUGGUGGUGGGUUUGGGUGAGACUGCCUGAGCUCCAUGGGGAAGCCAGUCUGCAAGUGGGAGAAUUAGGAGGGCGAGCUGGAAAGUUAGAGCUGUCCAUGUGGAUGGUGAAGGCCGUCAUAUCAAGGUAACAAAUGGUAUCAAGAAGAAACAGAACAGUUCAGGUAGUGACUCCUGCCUCUUGUUGAAAAAAGUUUCCUUCAAUGUUCUAAUACUGAGAACAGAGGCAGUCUUGACUGCUGAGACCUCUGUAAAGUUUUCCAUGUUCAGCUCCUCAUUUGAGAAGCUGCCAGACAUAGAGUCUAGGCCACAGACAGAACAGUUAGCCAGUGUAGGUUCUUCUUCCAUGUAGCUGAACCAAUGAGAGAGAUGAAUAAAGCUCGUGAGAGGACAUAGAAUCAAUGGCUUCAGGUGAGAGAAUCUCCCAUGUAGCAGUUCAUCGCAGCUGUCAAAUGAAAAAAAAACUCAGUUACACGAGUGAGGGAAAAAGUGUUUUGACAGGUGGUCUAGAUGCUUUGGAAUUUAUCGGCAAGAAAACCAUGAAUGUCCUGGCAGAAAGUGAUCCUGGAUUUAAGAGAACCAAAAUACUGAUGGAAAGAACAGUUUCCUUAUCUCAGCUGUUGCGAGAAGCGAAAGAGAAAGAGAAGCAGAGAUUGGCCCAGCAAGUUACAGUUGAAAGGACAGCGCAUUAUGGGCUGCUUUUUGAUGAGUUCCAGGGUUUGUCCCAUCUUGAAGCUCUGGAAAUUCUGUCAAAUGAAAGUGAAGCCAAGAUUCAGUCAUUUUUAACAUCACUUAAUGGAGAGCAGUUGGAAACUGUGAAAAAUGACUUAAUUGCUAUUAAAGAGAUCUUCAUUCCAAAGGAAUCAAAUAAUGAAGAGGAUCAAGAAAAAAAAGCAGACAUGGAAGAAGAGUUUGUUAGCAUGCUUACUGAGCUGCUGUUUGAAUUGCACGUUGCUGCCACUCCUGACAAACUUAAUAAGGCUAGGAAAAAAGCUCAUGACUGGCUAGAAGAAACCAACUUCUCCACAUCACUAGACUUGGAAGAGAAGCCAGAGGAAAACAAAGAGGAUGAACAAAAGACUGAACAAGGAGGAGGAGAUGGUGGUGAUAAAACAGAAGAAAAGAAAAACAAAACCGUGGAGGAAGUCUACAUGCUAUCUAUUGAAAGCCUUGCCGAGAUAACAGCUCGUUGUAUCGAACAGCUUCAUAAAGUAGCAGAGUUAAUUCUUCAUGGGCAAGAAGUGGAAAAGACAGCCCAGGACCAAGCAAAAGUUAUGACAAAUUUAACAAGUGCCAUGUGCAAUGAAGUGUUGUCUUUAUCUAAGAAGUUUUCUGAUUCUUUAACUGCCACCGGGAGCAACAAGAAGGCAGAGCUCCUUAACCCAAUGGUCAGUAGUGUGCUAUUAGAGGGCUGCAACAGCACUACCUAUAUUCAGGAUGCUUUCCAGCUAUUGCUUCCGGUUCUUCAGAUUUCACAUAUCCAGACCAAUUGUUUGAAAGCACAAGAGUGACAGUUUCCCAGCAGUUGUCAUCACUGUGUGUAAAAGAAACCGCAAACCUAAUCUCUUUAAUAUAUGCAAUUUGAAGAGAUGGCACAAAAGAUGUCUGGCCACAGAGGGGCCUUUUGAGGACACUAAAAGCUAUUUUGCACAGGCAGUACUGAAAAAUAUUUGAGAAAAAUCAAAUAGAAGUUCUUUAACUAGAUGUAGUUACUAGAAUAGGUAAUUUCUUUUCAAGUUAGUGAAUAUUCUUCACGUCAAUUUAAACUGAUGAAGUGUUUAUUGAAGUUAGUAUUGACUUCAGUAUGAAAGCAGGUAAUUAAUGUUGACACUUUCAGUUCUAAACAGCGAUGUCUGAAGGAAAUUUGAAAACAAUGUUUUUUAAACAUUUUGGUCCAGAUGCCCCAUUUUAAUUAUCAGUUUAAAAUGUUUACUUUUGAAAGUUAGUUUCUGUAUUUAACCUUCAUUAACUCUCAAGUUAACUUAAGCAAAUGAACUCUGUUUUGAGCAUUCCAAUAUUAUUUUUUCAGUGACAGUCUGAUAGUAACCCUUAGCACGCAUACAGUGCUUUGGUGUUCAAAGAGCUGUACAUUAAACAAAUUUCAGCUAAUAAAAAUUAGGAAAAAUACGCAUAUCAGACAUUGUAUUGAAGUGAAAUUGUCUGAGCCAGUUAGAGCACAGGCAAAACUGUACAUGUGCUGACCCAUAAUUGUAUACUUAUUGUAUUUAUGCCAGUCCCUUCACUCUGAUUGGCCGAAAGACAUUAUAGGCCAGAGUAGAGGGAUUUACUCUACUCAUUAGAGUAUGUAAUCAUACUCUACAACUACACAGUAAUUCAGCAAAUCCCUUCACUUUGGUUGGCAGUUGCCCUUGGAACUCCCAAUCUGUGUGCCCAUAACAAACGUAUUGCCUCAUCUUCUCUUCCUUCUCCCCAAUCUAUCAUUUCACCUAAAUCUGGAUUUUAAAUACAGUUUGUUUGUUUUUAAUAAAAGGGAUUACUGAUAGAGAGGGAUUGGAACUAAGUUUUCCAAUAAGGGUCAAAGAGGAGGAGAAGGAGUUAUGAGAAGAUUGAGUUGGGUGAGACAAGGUAGGGAGGUCACAAGUUGAAGCAUGUUGUGGGAACAUGGAAGAGGAAUUCUGUGCACAGAGCCAACCUGAGAGGGCGGAAAGCACAUUUCAGUAUAACAGUAAUUGAAGGGUUCUUGUGUUAAACUUGGUGAUAUGCAUAUCUUGGGCUUAAUAAAUUCACAGUCUUCAGCCUCAGAGUUUAUUUUGGCCAGGUUAAAAUUAUUACUUCAUGACAGUAGAAACCUUUAGUUAUUUAAGUAUCCAGUUCUCCUGAAUUGUCCAUGUUUAUUACAUUUUUGUAAGCUACACUGUAUUUUUUCAUAUUGAUAUAGUGAUUAGCUCUUUUAAAUAUUAUAAAAUUGUAGCUAACAUCUGAAUGUAUUUAACCGUUGAAGCAAUGUGUUCACACAUCAUAAACAUAAUCAGAAUAGAAUACUAGGAAAUGUUAUAAUUGUAUUUGUUAGAAAUGAGAAGCCAUUUAUCUGCCUAGGCAUGGUAACAGUAAGGAGCCUAAAUAAGAGAUGACAGAAAGCAGGUCUGUGUCUCUGCCUUACAUAAUGAGGUCCAUAUUCUGCUGUCACCUGUGUAGUGACUAUGUUUAAUAUUUCAUCAUUUAGAUGGGAGAUAUUCAUUAUGUACUUCUGUGGUAUGUUAUGCACAAUUUCUGUUCUGCCUGUGCAGCUGAACUUGGCAAGCUAAACCUGACAUUCAUUAUUACUUACACCAUCUUGAAAUAAUAGCCCAAUAUGAAAUAAAGAGGGGCACUUGGGAAAAUAUAGAAAAGAUACUGUAAACUGGUAGGCAAACUUACUGGCUGGGAAGGUAGACUAAAGCUCUCAACACUAGCCCGCUUUCCUCAAGGCUUGUUUUAUUUCCAAAUACUAGUCCCCAAACAAAAGCAAAUAAAUUUGAAAUAUUAGGUAUUAACCCUUUUUUCCCCAGCAUCAACCAGUUGGGCUGGGAAAGGACACCCUUCCCCUUUGAUAGCCCCACCUAGCUACUACAGAGAGACCCACACUAACUUCCUAGAACCUGGGUCUCUCCUUUUUGUUCCCCUGCCCCAGAGAGAAGAAGCUUUGUACUUUGUUUUCAUAUACCAGGUCACAUGUUUUCUCCUAGUCAUGUGCCCUGCACCUGCAGCUCCCAGUUUUAAAGGGCACAAAUCCACAACGGGUGCAUUGGGAUGUGUGCAUGCCUCCAAGGCCUAGUGCCCUACUAUGGAUACCUCGUUAUUUAAAGCAAUAUUUUUAUUUAAUCACAGUAUUGUCAAACUAGUAUAUCGUGCAUGAUUAAAAUCCUGUUUUCAUUUUAAAGGGAGAGUAUCACAAAAAGUCAAGUGCCUUUAUUUAUCAGUUAUUACGUUUUAGAUGUUAUUGACUUUAAAUUAGUCUGACCAUUAAUUAUAGUUGAGAAAAGCCUUUCAGUUCAAACCAGACUUAUCAGAAUUGUGCAUUAGGUAUGGGUAAGUGUGAUGUUGCUGCCAAAUGAAUCAUUUCUAAGGAAUAGUUAUGGCAGUUUCAUAUUACCCCUAUGCAGAGGUUACUCUUUUUGGAUUUAAAAUUGGGCAAGUGUCUCAGGUUUCCUCUGGCGUUCAGAGCAAGAUACAUAUAGUUGAACCUGACAAGGGAACACUGAAGGGGACAGCGAAAAUUGGUUGUCUAAUAAAAAUGUUCUUUUAACUAAAGAUUGAACAGAAUUGUAUGGGAAACCCUAGGGGAUACUGUAAGGAGCUGUUGAGGGAAAUUAUUUGAGACGGGAUUUCUUAUUUAAGGUGGUCUUUAGAACAGGUUUCACUGUACUACUUAAAUUAUGCAUGUAGUGUAUCAGUGCUUUGACCUUAAGUGAAAAGAAUUUUUUAAAAGAAAACAAUAUAUAUAAUUCCUUGUAAAAUCUGCACAAAGAAAAUCUCAAACUACUAAACCCUAAAUAUUUAAUUUUAAAAAAAAUCUUGUUUAUGAAAGUCACUUAUACUCAUGGACAAACCAGUUUUUCAUAUUGUAGAACAUGAUAUUUAGUUGUUGAGUAAUGAUUCACUUUUAUGAACACUUUUACUAUCCAGAGAUGAAGGCUUCAGAAUAAACUAGGCUUUUACACGCAUUGGAUUGAAAAAGUGUGUUGAGCUGGAAUGUCUGCACAUUUGCAAACCUGCAAAUAAUCCCAACUAUUUCAGGUGACUGAAUCUAGCUCAACUUUAGUUUGGUUUCAAACUAUUUUACAGGGCAUUAUUUGUAUGUCUGUAUCAACAGUAUUUGCAUUUUUUUUCCAAAAUGGAAAAAAGAAAGGUAUAAUUUAUUUAUUGCUGCUAUUUGCUGUUCAAUUAUAAAUGGCUUUUCUCAAUGACUGACUCCUACACUACAGCAUCCACUGCCUAACACCACUGAACAAAGGAACUGCACUUCCACUUUUUUGAAGUCCCUUAGAUUAUCCACUGAUUAUCUUUUUCUAAAUUGUAAAACAUACCUCUUUCUUUUUUACUUGUAAUAAAUUAUUGCAGCCAGCA